GCCACCUGUCUGCCCAGCGUGUUGCACUGCAAGUUCAGCACAGUGGGAAGUCUGCAGGUCACUCUGUGGCCUCCUUUAUCGAGGAGCUGGUGGUGCGCAGGGAGCUGACUGACAACUUCUGCUUCUACAACAAGAAAUACGACAGCAUUGAGGGUGCAUAUGAGUGGGCUCAGAAGACCUUGAAGGAUCACGCCAAAGACAAGAGGCCCUAUCUCUACACACGUGAGCAGCUGGAGAAAGCAAAGACACAUGACAAACUGUGGAAUGGAGCUCAGUACCAGAUGGUCACUGAGGGGAAGAUGCAUGGUUUCCUGAGGAUGUACUGGGCCAAAAAGAUUUUGGAGUGGACUUCUUCACCAGAGGAAGCGCUCUCAAUCGCUCUGUACCUAAAUGAUCGCUAUGAGCUUGAUGGCCAGGACCCCAAUGGGUUUGUCGGUUGCAUGUGGUCUAUUUGUGGCGUCCACGACCAGGGCUGGGCAGAGAGACCCGUUUUUGGAAAAAUCCGCUACAUGAACUACAAAGGCUGCAUGCGGAAGUUUGACGUAGCCGGGUUUGAGCGAAAGUACUGUCCUAAAAACCUUUGAAGCGUAAGAUGUUUUGAAGGAUGGGAAUGAAAUGCCUGACAGCCUAUAUCUCCUACACCUUUACCUCAGGGAGAGUUUGUGCAGCCUCUCUUGCAGAGGAUGUUUUGUUCCUCACUGCCUGUUUUGUUUGGUGUAUUAAUACAUGGGCUGUGUCUUUUACUGGAUAUGUUAGUUUUUUAUACUCUCAAGACUGGUAGUUUACUGUACAGUGUGCUGUGUAAUUUAACAGAUUACAAUCUGUGGUGCCCACUUAGCAUACGGGCCCUUUGUUUUAUGCUACUUUUACAUUACAGUUUUUUUUUUUUACUGCUUUUUUUUAUGUUCACUGAAUUGAAUCCAGCACAAGUAAUGCUUUCUUUGCCAUUGGUGUUUUUAACAAAGGAUUCAAUUAAACACUUUGUCCUUUAAGAGAAUUUGACUCUUUUCUGUCUUUCAUA
Plectropomus leopardus (leopard coralgrouper) is the source of this 1021-nucleotide messenger RNA. NCBI's taxonomy places the organism in Eukaryota, Metazoa, Chordata, Actinopteri, Perciformes, Serranidae. The record is from RefSeq and is a predicted model, not a curated record.